UCAUCUGUCACUCGGCAAUAUUUGUGCUUUGUUUAUUUGCUUGAGAUUGUGAAAUACUGUUUUAUUUAUUAAAAUGGCAAAGAAAGGCAUUGAAGAAAUAGAUUUGUAUGCGAUACUUGAUGUCCAAAUUACUGCAACUGAUUCUGAGAUUAAAAAAGCCUACAGGAAAAAGGCUUUACAAUGCCACCCCGACAAAAAUCCAGAUGAUCCAAAGGCAGCAGAAACAUUUCAUGAGCUUUCCCGCGCUUUGGAAAUUCUUACUGAUGUCUCGGCGCGAGCAGCCUACGACAAAGUGCUCAGAGCAAAAGAAGCAGCUAAGCUCCGACACCAAGCACUAGACAGCAAACGACAGAAACUGAAAGAGGAUCUGGAACGCAGAGAACGCGAGGCAGGUUCUGGAAGUCAAAGUAACCUUACUGAUGAACAGAAACUUGCUAUGGAAAUUGAUAGAUUACAGAAAGAAGGAAGUCGCCUACUACAGGAGGAGCAGAAGAGGAUGAAAGAAGAGAUUAGGAGAACAAUGGCGCAUGUGAGCCAGCCUGUGUGGGACUCAGCAUUGAACCGGAUUAAAAUUAAAUGGAAAGCUGACAAAACUGAUCCUAGUAAUGGAGGUUAUGAUGAAGCAACGUUAAGAAGAAUAUUAAAGAAAUAUGGAGAUAUUGUUGCUCUUAUCAUAUCUCCUGCAAAGAAAGGUGUGGCUUUAGUUGAAUAUUCAACCAAAGAGGCAUCAGAAAUGGCUGUUGAUUUUGAAAAGGGGCUACCUGAGAACCCUCUUACAUUGAAAUGGGUUAAUGAGAGGCCAGUGUUAACUACAAAGAAAGACUUGGGAGGUCCAUCAUUAGUUUCUGAUAGAGACUAUGAAUCACUAGUAUUAGCCAAGGUCAGGCAAGCUGCUGAAAGACAAAGACUGAUAGAAGAAUUGAAAAAAGAAGAAAACCAAGGAAUGUAAUUUGUUGUAAAUAGAAAACAAUAAAGAUC
Plutella xylostella (diamondback moth) is the source of this 978-nucleotide messenger RNA. It is a transcript of the gene DnaJ-15, whose product is annotated as dnaJ homolog member 15. Gene Ontology annotation, molecular function: RNA binding. Gene Ontology annotation, cellular component: spliceosomal complex. Lineage: Eukaryota; Metazoa; Arthropoda; Insecta; Lepidoptera; Plutellidae. Gene Ontology annotation, biological process: spliceosomal complex disassembly. The record is from RefSeq and is a predicted model, not a curated record.